AUCAGAUCACGCAUCUCGAUCAAUUAUAAGAAGUGUUCAUCUCAUCACUCUUCACUCCACCGGUUGAGACUGGAGAGGAAAGUUGAAGAACAAAAAAAGAGUGAGAUUCAAAAGCAACAUCAAAAUCAAAAAAAUGGAAAACAAUGAAAAUGAAAGACAGAUCCCUGAAGAUCUGAUAAUUCAACACAUCCUUCCACGGCUACCCGUCAAACAGUUGGUUCAAUCAAAGCUCGUUUGCAAGGAAUGUAAUUCUUCUAUCUCUUCUUCUAAUUUCACUCUUCAUUACACCAAACAACCCCUUAUUUCUCACCCAUCUUUCCCCGUUCAAUCCCUCUUUGUCCAAUAUGAUAAUACUUUUUACCUCUACUCUUGUGAAAAUGAUGAUAAUGCUCAAAAUAAUCUGGUUAAGUUAGAUGUUGAUUUUAGUCUUAAUUCUGGGGAAAAUAUUGAGCUGGUUGGAUGCUCAAAUGGGUUAGUUUGUUUAGCGGAAAUGUAUGGGAAGUUCUUUUUUCUUUAUAAUCCUGCUACAAGUGAAUCCCAUAAAUUUUACUCUGGAGAUUUUCAAAUUUUGGGUACAAAUCAUACGAAUUGGGGUUUUGGGUAUGAUUCUAUUAACGAUGACUUUAAAGUUGUUAGAAUUAUGAGUAAUGGAGAAACUCAUACCGUUGAUGUUUAUUCGCUUAAAUCGAAUGUGUGGCGAAAGGUCGAUUUCGGAGUCGAGAGAGGUGUUUUGUUCGGGGAACCAUCCUUAGUUAGUGAUACCUUGUAUUGGACUAUGUUUAAUAUGUUUAACAUGGGUGAUAGAACUAAGGUUGUUGCAUUUGAUUUGGUAAGAGAAACGUUUGAGAUGUAUCCACAUUUGGUGUUUUGUUCGCCUGGGCAUGGUGUUUUGUGUGUGAUGGGAGGGUGUUUGGCCAAAUGUAGUUCUAACCCUCGAAAUGAGGCUGUGUUUGAGAUUGUGACAAAUCCUGGAAAAGUUGUUUCUGUUUGUUUCGAAUGUGAUUUGAAGAUCAAUCCACGUGAUAAGUUGGUUGGGUUCACUAAGACGGGUAAGGUUUUGAUCGCUCAUACUCAUCGCGGGAUGAUAGGGUUGCUCGAUCGAGGGUCGAAGCAAACGCUUAUGAAGUUUGGAGGUCAGAUGAGGACUAGUAUUGAAAAGUAUGUUCCGAGUCAGAUUUCACCUCUUCCGUUAUCUGAGUUUCCCAAUAUACCAGCAGAGGGGACUUGGGCGGAUUUACCUUUGCCAAGGGGUCUAUGAAUUGGUGGAACUGGAACCUCCUCCAUUGGACCAAGUCAUGAUAAUCUAUUAACAGAGACGAUGGCUGAAAAGAAAGGUUGCCCGUGGUUAGACCUUUGUCAAGUAUGGUGGUAUAUGUUUUUGGUCAAGCAACAACAUUAGAUGAUCCAUAUAUUGUUAUCAACUUAUUUAUGUCAGUUUUUGGUAUGAUGUGCUGCUGAUGCUUCAAGUGUUGUAACUUGGUUGGUUUAGAACCUCGAUCUGUAUUUUCAUCUUUCUAACCUUUGGUUUUUGCUAUGUAUGUGGCUGUUGGCCUUUGAAACUCGGUUUCAUUUGCUUGUGUGAUAUGCUAAUGGUUUACCAACACUUGAGAUUUCAAUGUUA
Molecule: messenger RNA, 1621 nt
Organism: Spinacia oleracea (spinach)
Lineage: Eukaryota; Viridiplantae; Streptophyta; Magnoliopsida; Caryophyllales; Amaranthaceae
Product: F-box/kelch-repeat protein At3g23880-like
Exons: 2
Coding region: 134-1258 (374 amino acids)
Molecular function (GO): protein binding
Source: RefSeq, a predicted model, not a curated record